CAGGCGGAUCACCUUAGCAACAUAAACAAAUAGCCGAACAGCCACCUAAAUAAGAAUAUAAUAUGGAAAGCAAGGACAAUCGAUCGAAAGACAAACGCGGCAACAUGAAAAAAUAUCGCAAGAAACCGCCAACACAACAGAAUAAUAACACCUCGUCUAGCUCACAGGUGGAGAUAGUGCGUGGUGUAGUCGAUGUGGCGGACUCCAGUGAUGAACGUUUUGUUUCAAGACGUGGUUGGGCUACUUCACGUCCACCGCCACAAACUCGUCGAUAUUCGCUGGAUGACGAAGAUAAUGAUAUGAAUGAGGCAGAGUCGGCACAAAUGCAUGCCGGUGAUUUUGGUUUAAUGUCACAAUUACCCACAUCUGUGGGUGGACACUUCCAGUUCUCAUCUGAAAAAAAUUGGGACACAGUGGAGGGCGAACAAUUGUUGGACAGCACUGAGGCUAGUCAGUAUUUCACGCUAAAUUUGAAAUUAUUAAAUGUUGGUUUGCAAACGAUACCAUUUUAUAAGCGCAUGGAUUAUGCAGCAUCUAUGUUUACACGCGAACAACUGCAAACGAUGGAGAAAGCUGCAGAAGUGGCAGAGAAAAAUUAUCAAAAUGUACUGCAUGAACACAAGACGAAUCCACGCAUAAAAAUUAAUAGCGGUAGCCGAAAAAGUGGCUCCGGACGGUCACAGAGUAGUGGUAAACAAGUUAAUGCGGCCCCAGGUGAAACUAAUGUUCCAGAUGAAUUGGAUGAGUUGUUGAAUUUAGCGACAGCUGCUGUUACAAAAGUAGACAUAAAUAGCGGCAGUGGGGCUGGCGCGGAGAAUGAUGCGGUUACAAUACUGAAAGGGAAUGAAAAUGUUACGGCAAACAAAGAUGACAUACAGGAAUGGUUAGACAAUGUGUUGGAGGAGUAGUUGAAAAAAUAACUAUAUAUAACUUUUUUUGCAAUAUGAAUAAUAGAAUUCAUUCAAAUACA
Bactrocera latifrons is the source of this 970-nucleotide messenger RNA. RefSeq lists its product as uncharacterized. Lineage: Eukaryota; Metazoa; Arthropoda; Insecta; Diptera; Tephritidae. The transcript has 2 exons. Gene Ontology annotation, biological process: negative regulation of G2/M transition of mitotic cell cycle. The coding region runs from base 63 to 908 and encodes 281 amino acids. The record is from RefSeq and is a predicted model, not a curated record.